AACAGCAGCAGCAGCCGCAGCAGCCGCAGCCCCGGCAACAACCCCAGCCCCGGCAGCAUCCGCAGCCCCCGCAACAACCUCAGUCCCGCCUGCUGCCGCAGCCCCAGUAGUCCCAACCUCGGGGACGGCAGCAGCAACAGCGGCCCCGACAGCACAGUUGUCUCCAGCGGCAGCAGCGGCUCCCAGGCUGGAGGCCCAGGGCCGCGAUCUCUGCCGGAGAAGGAGAGCCCAGGCCCCGGGAGCCGAGGUCCAGCGGGGCCUUAGGACCCCAAGGAACUACUGGGCAGGCUAGGGCACGCGGAGCCCGAGGCCCGCAGCGGCCCGAGAGCGGCGACCCCGGCUGCGCAGCGGCCUAGCACGGGUCGCGGCAGGCGGGGGGCCUCCGGAGGAGGCCGCGAGCCCUCCAGCGCGCGCCCCCCCACCCAGCCGAGCCCGCAGGCGCGCGAGCAGUGCAGCCCCCUCCCCUCCCCCGCUCGCAGAGGAGCCGAGUGGAGCCGAGCCCGCCGAGCUCCGGAACAGCAGAGGCAGAGGCGGCGGCGGCGUCAGCAGCGUCCGUCCCGGGCCCUCCGCGGACCAGGGCAGCGGCGCGGGGGGAUGGACCAUUGCGGCCCCGGAGGGGAGCUCCUGGCGGCCAUCGGCGAGCGGUGCCUGGGGCCAGACGAGGAGGCUCACGUGAAGGCGCCUCUAGGGAGCGGCAGCGGCGGCGGCGGCGGCGGCGGCGGCGGCAGCAGCGGCAGCGGCGGUGGCGAGAUGGGCGUGUCCGCCCACUUGCAGUCAUCCAAGGCCGGCACGACCCGGUUCUUCCGCAGCAACACGCACAGCUCGGUGGUGCUGCGGGGCUUCGACCAGCUGCGCGGAGAGGGCUUGCUGUGCGACGUGAGCCUGGUGCCGGGCGACGGCGAUGAUGCGUUCCCGGUGCACCGGGCCAUGAUGGCCUCGGCCAGCGACUACUUCAAGGCCAUGUUCACGGGGGGCAUGAAAGAGCAAGAUCUGAAGUGCAUCAAGCUGCACGGCGUGAACAAGGUGGGCCUGAAGAAGAUCAUCGACUUCAUCUACACGGCCAAGCUGUCGCUGACCAUGGACAACCUGCAGGACACUCUGGAGGCGGCCAGCUUCCUGCAGGUGCUGCCGGCCCUGGACUUCUGCAAGGUCUUCCUCAUCUCGGGCGUGUCCCUAGAGAACUGUGUGGAGGUGGGGCGGCUGGCCAACACGUACAACCUGACGGAGGUGGACAAGUACGUGAACAACUUCAUCCUGCGCAACUUCCCGGCGCUGCUGCACAGCGGCGAGUUCGAGAAGCUGCCCUUCGAGCGGCUGGCGGCGGCGCUGGCCAGCAACAGCCUCAAGCACUGUGGCGAGCUGGAGCUCUUCAAGGCCGCGUGCCGCUGGCUGCGCCACGAGGAGCCGCGCAUGGAGCUGGCGCCCAAGCUCAUGAAGAACAUCCGCUUCCCGCUCAUGUCGCCCCAGGACCUCAUCAACUACGUGCAGACGGUGGACUUCAUGCGCGCCGACAACACCUGCGUCAACCUGCUGCUGGAGGCCAGCAACUACCAGAUGAUGCCCUACAUGCAGCCCGUCAUGCAGUCGGAGCGCACCGCCAUCCGCUCGGACAGCACGCACCUGGUCACGUUGGGCGGCGUGCUGAGGCAGCAGCUGGUGGUCAGCAAGGAGCUGAGGAUGUACGACGAGAAGGCCAACGAGUGGAAGGCGCUGGCCCCCAUGGACGCCCCGCGCUACCAGCACGGCAUCGCCGUCAUCGGAAACUUCCUCUACGUGGUGGGGGGCCAGAGCAACUACGACACCAAAGGCAAGACGGCCGUGGACACGGUCUUCCGCUUCGACCCGCGCUCCAACAAGUGGAUCCAGGUGGCGCCCCUCAAUGAGAAGCGCACCUUCUUCCACCUGAGCGCCCUCAAGGGCCACCUGUACGCCGUGGGGGGCCGCAACGCGGCCGGAGAGCUGGCCACCGUGGAAUGCUACAGCCCCCGCAUGAACGAGUGGAGCUACGUGGCCAAGAUGAGCGAGCCCCACUAUGGCCACGCGGGCACCGUGUACGGAGGCCUCAUGUAUAUUUCGGGGGGAAUCACUCAUGACACUUUCCAGAAGGAGCUCAUGUGCUUUGACCCGGACACGGACAAAUGGACCCAGAAGGCGCCCAUGACCACGGUCAGGGGGCUGCACUGCAUGUGUACUGUGGGAGAGAAGCUUUACGUCAUCGGGGGCAACCACUUCCGAGGAACCAGUGAUUACGACGAUGUGCUCAGCUGCGAGUACUACCUGCCUGCCCUCGACCAGUGGACUCCCAUCGCUGCCAUGUUAAGAGGCCAGAGCGAUGUGGGCGUGGCCGUGUUCGAGGAUAAGAUCUAUGUGGUGGGAGGCUACUCCUGGAAUAACCGCUGUAUGGUGGAGAUAGUGCAGAAAUACGAUCCAGAGAAGGAUGAGUGGCACAAGGUUUUUGACCUGCCCGAAUCUCUAGGGGGUAUCCGGGCUUGUACCCUGACAAUUUUUCCACCAGAGGAAAAUACGGGGUCCCCUUCCCGAGAGUCCCCUCUCUCUGCCCCUUAAACCCGGGCCCUGGAGCCACUCGAUGUGGUCCUUCUCUGGAUCUGGGUCUGGGGGUGCCCCUCUUUAUCGUUGUCCUUGUUCUCAGUAGCUCUUAGUUAGCCUUAGCUUACAGUGACUGAAAAUGAUGUCAUUUGUGAUAUUUGUGUGUUGUAGGUGCUUCUCUGUGGUUAACAAAAGCAUCCUGAACAGCUUUAGAGCUGAAUGUUUAACCAGUGAAAAAGCCAGGUAUUGUGUCUCCCAGAUGUUUCAUUCCUGCUCAUCCCGACUUGGUGUGGCUGUGUGUUGGGUGGGAGGCCUCCAGCUGGCCAGCUUAUAGGAGGAAGCCCCACUGGUCCCCUUGCCAGAGGGAUGUCCUUUGUUCUGUGUGCUCCAGGGGGAGGGGGGGGAAUUUCCCUUUUUGUUUUGUGACUGCAAGUUGUUGAGAGGAGGCAGUCUCAGAUGAGCUGCUUCCCUCUGUUCUUGGAGUGUUUUGGCCAUCUCUCUCAGCCCACCUGACUAAGUGAGAUACAUUCCAAAUGCAGGAAAUUGCUUAGACCAGAAAAAAGUCAUUGCAUAAAUAGUGAUGUCAUUUUAAAAGGCCAGGCCUUAUCUCUCUGCCUAGAAUUUGCCAUCAUUGGUAUCCUUGUUUUGGGUUUAUUCAUUUUCUCAUUUAGGCACAUACAAGAGAAUUAGUAAGUUUUAAAAUUUAACAGUAACAACAAAUAUGAAUUUUAAAAAAACCUCUUCCAACAUUUUUUAUUUUUACUUUUAUUAAUUGACAGAGGAUUGAUUAUUUCUGAAUUUAGGGGGUUAGGGACAAGAAGCAGCUCCAGUUUUAGGCCCAUUGUUUCUUGGGUCCCAGUGAAUUUUCCCUGUUCUCCUUGGCUAUUGAUGUAACAUUACAUAGGUCAUGUCCUCUCCAGAGUUGCUGUUAAUAAGGUUACUUAGCACAAGAUGCACCUUCAUCCAGAAAGUGUCUUUGUUUCAGUGACUCAGAUUUCCAUAUUUUAUCUUUUGUUCAAUAAAACUUUAACAGAAAAAAAUGUAUGUUUCAUUCUGCAGCUUGAGUUUGUCACUUCUCUUUCAGGACUCAUAUAGCCUGCUACAUCCUCCAUCCUCUGCAAUCAUUUGUAUUGAUAAGUGUCAAUGAGCCUUUUUUAAGUUAUUUGUCUUUACAUUGCUGUAUGGUAUGAAUUUUCUCCUGGUUCUGCUCACUUCACUGCAUAUCAGUUCAUACAUAUAUGCCCAGGUUUCUCUGACAGUGUCUUUUUCAUCAUCUCUUACAGUAUUCCAUUACAUUCAUAUACCAUAAUUUUUUCAGCUGUUCCACAACUGAGGGUAACUUCCUUAGUUUCCAGUUCUUUGCUACUAUCACUAAGUGUUGCAGGAAGUAUAAUUUUUUGUACCUGUGGGUCCUUUUCCUUUUUUCUUUAUUCUCCUUGAAAUAUAGAUCUAGUAGAAGUAUGAUGGUUAAAGGGAUGCUUGAUUUAGGUACCUUGGGGGCAUAGUUCCCAACUGAUUUCCAGAAGAGCUAGAUCAGUUCAGCUUUACCAUAUACUGCACUAAUGUGCCUAUUUUCCCAAAGUAUCUUCAACAUUUGUCAUUUUUCUUUUUUGCCAUAUAGGCCAACCUAUGAAGUGUGAAGGAGAACCCCAGAGUUUCUUUAGUUUGUGUUUAGUCAGAUAUUAGCAAUUCUGAGCUUUUUUUUCCUCACGUGACUAUUUCUUCCCUUGAGAACUGCCCUGUUACAUCCUUUGACCAUAAAUUGAUAAUUUAUGAAUUUAGGAAUGGCUCUUAUUUUUAUAAAUUUGAAUCCAUUUCUUAUAUAUCUUUGAAAUGAGAUCUUUAUCAGAGGAAAUUCCUAUAAAGAUUUUUUCCCAGAUAAUUAUUUCCCUUCUAGUCUUAGGUAGCUUGGUAUUGAUUAUACAAUAACUUUUAAAUACAAUCAGAAUUUCUAUUUUAUCUUCUCUAUCCCUUGUUCGGUCAAAAACUGUUCCCCUAUCCAUAGAUGAGGAAAAACAAUUGCUUCCAUGUUCUUUUGGUUGGGUUUGUUUUUUUUUUAAUGAUAUUUCUUUUAUUUCUAAGUCAUAUGUAAAUUUGGAACUAAUCCCAGUGUAUGUUAUAAAAUGUUGUUCUAAAUUUAAUUCUGCCAGGCUAUCCAAUUUUCCCCAGCACUUUUUGUUCAUUGGUAAUUCCUCACCAAUGUAUCUGGCUCUUUUGAGUUCACUAUACACUAAAUUACCAGGUUUCUUUAAUUUUGUAUACUUUGAACCUAAUACAGUCUACUGAUUCACCUCUAUUUUUUUAACCAACACCAUUGUUUGAAUGAUUCCCCUCCUUACCAUUUUUUCUUUUUCUUUCUUUUUUUUAAAAUACUUAUAUUUCAUCUUGGAAUCAAUAUUGUGUAUUGGUUCCAAAGCAGAAGAUGGAUGAGGCUAGGCAAUUAGGGUUAAGUGACUUGCCCAGGAUCACACAGCUAGGAAGUGUCUGAGGUCAAAUUUGAACUGAGGACCUUCUGUCUCUAGGCCUGGUUUUCAAUACACUGAGUCACCUAGCUGCUGCCCCCUUACUAUUCGUUUUCCUUAUUUUCCUUAAUAUUCUAGACUUUUUGUUUCUCCAGAUGAAUUCCAUUAAAUUUUUUUUAGAUCUAUGAAGUAAUUCUUUGGUACUUUUAUUGCUAUAGCACUAAACAAGUAAUUUAGAUAACAUUGUCAUUUUCCCUGUUAUUGGCUUGGUUUAACCAUGAGCAAUGGGUAUUUUCUCUAAUUGUUAAAGUCUGUCUCUACUUCCUUAAAAUAAUAUUUUGUAGUCAUAUUCAUAUAGUUCCAUGUGUAUUUUAGUAGGUAGACUAGCAAGUAUUUUAUAAAUUUAAGUAGUUGUUUUAAAAAGAAUUUCUCCUUAUCCCUGCCUGCUGAAUUUUGUUGGUAAUAUACUGAAAUGUUGAUCAUUUAUGUGGAUUGAUUUUUCAUGGUACUUUGUUGAAAUUAUUGUUUACAUUAAUUUUUUAAGUUAAUUCUCUAGGGUUCUCCAAGUAAAUCAAUAUAUUAUGUGUAAAAAA
Messenger RNA from Monodelphis domestica (gray short-tailed opossum), 5602 nucleotides. RefSeq names its product kelch-like protein 9. Gene Ontology annotation, cellular component: Cul3-RING ubiquitin ligase complex. Lineage: Eukaryota; Metazoa; Chordata; Mammalia; Didelphimorphia; Didelphidae. Gene Ontology annotation, molecular function: cullin family protein binding; ubiquitin-protein transferase activity. The record is from RefSeq and is a predicted model, not a curated record. Gene Ontology annotation, biological process: regulation of cytokinesis; protein ubiquitination.